AUGGCGGAGUCAAGUGCAAAAGAGCGAAGUCGACCAUGGACAGAAACAGAGCUCAAGUACUUCGCCCUUGUUCUUGCAGACGAAACAAACGAGUUUGCUUACAAACUGGACACGCUUGCGUUGAAGAAGACUGCAAACAAACCUGUCUUCGAGGAUAUAAAGAAAGCCUUUGAGGAGCGCAUAUCCUCCGAAGAAUUUAAAGAAGAAAAUGACAGAGAACAUCGUCAGUCUAAAUCGAAAAAGGCUUUAACUCAUCUGAGAAUUGAUGUUGAAAAGCUUCGAGUGAAAUUUAAGUGGAUAAAAGAUCAAUGGCGUAAAUACACGGAUCGCAUCAAGAAAGGUAGUGGUAAGUCACCAAUUGAAGAGCCUGAGUGGUACAAAAUCAUAAAUCCAAUUUUUUCGGACACCCACGGUAACCUGGAAAUUGCUUCCAAAGCAAGAGAUGUUUUGUCUCAUGAGAAUUCAGACACAGACAGUGACGAAGAGCAGUUAGAAACAAGUCAUAGCAGUUAUCAGGAAGAUGAUGGUGAGGAAGAGUUAACCUCAGCAAGUGAGAGUGGAACCGAAGGUGUUAAAAGGAAAGUUUUAAAAAUUCAUUGGACGUAAAACCAUUAGGUCGUAAAAAACGAGUAAGAAGUCAGUCCCAGGCCAUAAAUGAGAUCGCAAAGAGUUUUCACGCACUUGGAGAAUCACAGCAAAAGCGUUGUGAAAAGAUGAUGGAAGCAGACAAAGAAAGGCAUGCUGAAUUUCUUGCUUUUCAGAAAGAGCAAGCCGAAUUGAAUAGGCAGCAUGAGCUAAAGAUGCUUGAAAUCAUCAUGAAAUAUUCAAAUCCUCCACCCCAAGAAGCACAGCAGCAUCUCCAACAACAAACAAUACCUGUGCAGCCUCUUGUACCUUAUUACAAUUCAAUGCCA
Messenger RNA from Porites lobata, 914 nucleotides. Lineage: Eukaryota; Metazoa; Cnidaria; Anthozoa; Scleractinia; Poritidae. The record is from the annotation of a GenBank genome assembly.